Lindgomyces ingoldianus is the source of this 501-nucleotide messenger RNA. RefSeq lists its product as uncharacterized. Bases 1 to 501 code for a protein of 166 amino acids. The record is from RefSeq and is a predicted model, not a curated record. The transcript has 6 exons. Lineage: Eukaryota; Fungi; Ascomycota; Dothideomycetes; Pleosporales; Lindgomycetaceae.
AUGAUUUCCCAAUUCUAUGUGUUUGGUCAGAACAGAGAACUAGAAAAAUCAGGGUACGCUUUUGCCGUAUUACGGAAGGUUGAUACCAACUAUACAUAUCAAUUGAUCAUACAAUUCACGAUAGCUCUGCUCCAUUUAUUCUUCAUCAGUGCUGUUGAAUAUACCUUUGAAUUUGAAUCUCACUUCGCUACCGUAUGCCACGCCGACCCCAUACCAAGCUCCCUUUUGGAUGUAAUGUCUGCAAAAUUGGAGACCACCGAACACCUUCAGUCUUGUCGUGUAAUCGAUAUCAAGUAUACAUCAUACAUCUCGUUAGUGUCGUUCAUAUCGUUUAUGUCGUUUACAUCGUUUAUGUUGUUUAGCAUUUUACGUCGUGCUAUUGAUGCGAUUCUAGCCCUGCCUUGCAUGAGUAAGCGCGCCUCACCAUUCCUGUCAUAUUCUGCGGGCAUUGGCUCGGGAACUUCUUCGGCUUGCACGCCUGGGCCAAUGGAUACUACAUAA